UUUCACUAAUGUGCUUCUCCGCUUAUGUUGCAGAGCUGAAAAGCUGCUGAGAGGAGAAAGUUGCUCAUGAAGGAAAAAAGAUGGUGAAUGUUCUGAGUGAAUACUUCUGGUGGGAUCGAAUCUGGCUGCCGUGUAACUACAGCUGGGAUGAUCUGGAGAACACGGAGGGCACCGGAGCCGUGUCCCCCUCGCAGCUCUAUGUCACCAUCCCGCUGGCCCUCGUCUUCCUGCUGCUGCGAUUCAUCUUCGAGAGGGCCAUCGCUACACCUGUGGCCAGAGCCAUGGGGAUAAAGAGCAUAGUCCGACUAAAAGCGUCAUUUAAUCCAAUCCUGGAAGAUUUUUAUAUCACCUCCUCCAAACACCCAUCUCAGGCGGAUGUCUAUGGCUUGUCGAAGAAGAUCAACCGCACAACAUUGCAGGUGGAGCGAUGGUUCAGGAGGAGACGGAAUGAGGACCGGCCCGCCGUGAUGAAGAAAUUCCAGGAAUCUUGCUGGAGGUUCACCUUCUACCUGUGCGCUUUGAUUGGAGGAUACGCCAUCUUGUAUGAUAAACCCUGGUUCCAUGAUGUGUGGGAAGUGUGGGUGGGCUACCCAAAACAGGAGGUGCUGCAGUCCCAGUACUGGUACUAUGUGAUGGAGCUGAGCUUUUACUGGUCCUUGCUGUUCAGUGUUGCCUUUGAUGUCAGAAGAAAGGAUUUCAAUGUACAGGUUGUUCAUCACUGUGCCACCAUCUUCCUGCUGAACUUUUCCUGGUGCGUCAAGUAUAUUCGAGUGGGCACGCUGACCAUGUUGGUGCAUGAUGUCUCCGACAUCUUGCUGGAGGCUGCUAAAAUGUGCAGCUAUGCUGAGUGGAAGAAGUCAUGUCAUGUGCUUUUUGGUGUGUUCGCCCUGGUGUUUGCUGUCAGCCGACUCGUCAUCUUCCCUUUUUGGAUUAUUUAUGCCACGACAGUCUAUCCCUUGUAUUACUGCCCACGAUUUUUCCUCUACUACUUCUUCAACAUGGUCAUGUUUGUGCUGCAGUUCCUUCAUAUAUACUGGGCAUACCUCAUCUACAGGAUGGUGCGAAAGAUGAUUUCUGGAAAUAUGUCUGGUGAUGAUCGCAGCGAUAACGAAGAAGAAGAAGACAGUGAGGAGAAUGAGGACCAGCCAUUAACCAAUGGGGAAGGCAAGAAGCCCAUAGUAAAUGGCCAACAUGACCGCUAAUUGCCAACGUCGCUGUGUGCAUUUGUGCCUUCACCCCUGAUGUACAGAGAAAGGGUUAAACAAGAACUUGGUUAUCUGCAUUGGGUUUCCAGACAGACACUAAGCAGGGGAGAGGGGCAGGGGGCUGCAGCUGGAGAAGCACUAUACAUCAGGAGGUGUAUGGUCCUGAUGGGACCAACUGUGUUUCAGAGGCAGCACAGCCAACUUCCAGUCUCACCCAUAAACUAAUACACAAUAAAUAAGUAAAUUAAAAAAGCUUGCUCUGCGUGCAUGAGGCAGCAAAUAAACAAUAAAACCUUUUGUUCUGCUACAG
Nanorana parkeri is the source of this 1515-nucleotide messenger RNA. It is a transcript of the gene CERS3, whose product is annotated as ceramide synthase 3. Bases 81 to 1202 code for a protein of 373 amino acids. NCBI's taxonomy places the organism in Eukaryota, Metazoa, Chordata, Amphibia, Anura, Dicroglossidae. Gene Ontology annotation, molecular function: sphingosine N-acyltransferase activity; DNA binding. Gene Ontology annotation, biological process: ceramide biosynthetic process. The transcript is spliced from 11 exons. The record is from RefSeq and is a predicted model, not a curated record. Gene Ontology annotation, cellular component: membrane.